ACAAAAACAACAAUUAAAAGUCAUUUACAUUUGGAAAUCGAUUUUUUACAGAAUUCAAUAUUUUGUACAAGAAUAUCUUGAGAGAGCGAAUGAAAGGCAGCUAUGUACAUGUAUGCACGGAUCUUGUAUUAGCAUAUGGAUCAUCGGCUCUUCCCAUCAUUAAACAAUGUAGGUGGAAUGCACUGAACUGUGCUAAUACUAUUAGUAUUAGUACAAUUCAGUGGUGAAAUGGAUAAUCUUUGUGACUUCCGUUCCGAAUCCGGGGCCGUGGGCCAGAAAAUUCCAUUGAAUGUCCCCUCUACUUCGUACGUCGUCUGUGGCAUUAUAAAUCUUAAAUAACACCAUCUAGCGUUUCAGUCGUGCGAUAACUAGAAGCUUGUCGUCGAGGAGAAGGGUAAAAGUAGUGAAGGUAGUGCUCGUGGUGGUGGUGGUGGUGGCGGCGGUUGAGAUAAGUACGGGGGACUGAGUGCACAUCAGCGAGAUCAAGCGGCAUUUUCUGUUCUAUGAAACAGUUUCUUAUCCACUGUUCACGUUUCAGAAGAUGAGCUGUAUAGUUUAAAACGUCGAGUACUUCACGAUUAGUAUAAUGUUAAAGGAUUAUUCGCAUAUUACGCAGGCGCUUUUGGGAACGUUAUUUACGUGGGCACUCACCGCAGCGGGUGCCGCACUCGUUCUUGUUAUACGAGGAAAACAACGCAAGCUUUUGGAUGUCAGCUUGGGAUUCGCGGCCGGCGUGAUGGUAGCGGCAAGUUAUUGGUCGCUAUUAUCACCUGCUAUCGAAAUGGCGACACUGAGCAAGCUUUAUGGAACGGAAGGCGAAUACGCGUUUGUACCAGUUGGAGCUGGAUUUCUCAUUGGCGCAGCCUUUGUUUAUGGAACGGACUUGUUGAUAUCUUCCCUUGGCAUUCAGUCCCCCAAUGUGCUUUUAGCUAUGCAGUCAGUCGGUACGAAACAAAGAUGCAAGAUCCUUGCAAAACUAAAAAGUGACGAGGAUUUAGACGAUUAUGAUCCGUAUAACAACAUACAGAUUUCCGAUGGAAAACUAAAUACUCGAAUUGAGUCGACAACCAUCGAUGGUUUCAACGAGCAAAAUACAAGAAGACGUCAUAUUGCAAACAUACAUAGACCAGCAGAAGAAGGAGAACUUGGAGCACUUUACGAAGACCUUCACAACGACCGUAAAAACAACCAGUGGAGAAGAGUCUUAUUACUCGUUGUUGCUAUAACAGUGCACAAUAUUCCAGAGGGUCUUGCUGUUGGAGUCGGGUUUGCUGCAGUGGGGAGUAGCGAAUCAGCAACUUUUGAAAAUGCACGAUCGAUCGACCCCGACGUCACGGUCGCCGCAGUUUCCCUGGGUGGCUGCAAGACAACCUCGAGAGCUUGCACGGGUGAGACGUUUCGGUUUGAAGUGAACGGGGAGGGUGAGACGCCGAGCGACACCGGGAUUUUGUGCACGAGGCAAAGCACACUGUGGAAAUUGAAUGGGAGGGGUCCUGCUCGAUGCUUCCACGGGAAAUACUCGAGGAUACUUUUGAGAAAUUAUUGAGUUUUUUUUGGGGGUGGUAGGGGAGAGGUUUGUUAGGGUGUUCUGUAGAGAAUGGAGAUCGUAGAUCUUCUACCUGAUCGUAGAAGAGGAUCGCUAGAUAGAUGAACGAAAACUGACCGCUUAGCCACUAAAUUAUUAGAAGAAGUCUCAGGUCAAUGUUUAUAAACACGAUACGCGUUAUACGAUGCUCGAAUUUUAUUCCAUAUUUUAUUGUACAAUAUUGUGUCGCACAAUACAGAGUAUGCUUCACCCUGUACGCCUAGAUUUCGCGUUGGCAAGCCGCGACAAGGCGCUUCUGGUCGAGCAGACGCGUGCCAGGAGAAGCAAGAUAUGGUAUGCCUUCUCGAAACUCUGUCCUGACCGCGUCCAAGCUCGCCCCCGGGUAUAUUUUUGUAUCGCUCUGCAUCAAUUUGACCGGUGCAUCGUAGGAUCGUAGUCAGACGAGACCGAACGACCCAGUUCUCGCGAGCCUUGGACGACGGAAAGAUCUGGGCACGUGUUUAAUAGCAAUAGGACCGACGUGAUUAGCUAUCGAUCAAAAUUUUUGUAUAAAAAAUUUCCGUAAUUUACGAUCAAAAGUACGUUCUAGAUUGAAAAAGAAAUAAAAUAUCAAAGUGAGACAACAUAUUUGUAUGUCAGAAUCAAAUUGUAGACGUAGAUUGCUUGUACGUAUUCCGAUUAAAGCAAAACAAAAUCGUCCCUCGAAAGGUUAAUGAUAUUUUUAUUUCAAAUUUUUUGAAUGUUAUUUCUGGUUACCGAAGAAGUGUAUCGAUUCGUUGUCAUCGCCAUCGCUAAUAAUGUUUACCGAUCGGGACGUCGGGUCUCGGCGCUCGUUCGUUUUUCACUCCGAGGUCCUCUCGCGCGGUUAUUAGCGUGUAGUCUGGGAGCCGUCUGCGGGUCGACGUCCGCCGCGCAGAAAUAGAAGCGCCGCGACGCUCGUUACAUUCCGUCACCUACGAUCCGCGCUGACCAUCCCCGAGGCGAACGGACCCCUCGCUCGCGGUGACCGAUUCGCCGUUUUCCGAGACGGUCGUGCACGCGUGCUGGAUUUAAAACGGUCACGCGCCCCGCGUGCAGUUUUAGUCCGCCGAGAUGCGGGCGCGCAUCGAUCAUCCGCGACUCUGCUUCCGGUGCGGGGACCGUCUCGUUUGUCUCGAAAUGCGCGCGUUGACUUUUCGACAAGAGCAUAACUUAUGUUUUAUUCUUCCGUGUGGAUGUCUGAUCGGAUAAAAAAGAAGACGAGAGGGACAACUUAAUAUGAGUAUGCAGGACGUGUACAGACAGGGUGUGUUGUAAAUCGUGGGAUAACCGACAAUGGGGUGAAAAGACGAUUCCAAGUGUUAAAAGUAAAGGACAAGUAUUAAAAAAUAAAAUUUUCUAGGAAGAAGCUUAGUUUCCAAGAAAAUCGAGUUUAAAGAUUGCUAUAGUACUUUCUCCGGAUGAUUCCACGAAUAAAAGUUCAACGAACGAUACCGUCUCAACUUAUCCAGCAUCGACAGUCACUUAACGCUAACAAUGUAUGCACGUUUUAGCGGUUGUUAAACACGAAGCAAUCGUGAUAGCCCGACUGACAGCAACAGCCUAACAUCAGACGAAACAGACAGUACGAUCGACGGCGAAAUGUAAAUAUUCCCGUUGUUCAUCGACACGAAUAUGCCAACGGAAGCAACAGCGUAGAGUUUGUAGCGAGUCCAUUAAGUGGAAAAAUGGUGUACUCGUUGUAGAUGAAUGUUUUCAUUCGAGUUUCUUGAAAAUUGGACUACCUGCAAACAAAUUUCCAAAAUAAGUGUAAUCGCUUUCUUUCUGCACGGAGAAAUAUUUUAUUAAAUUAAAUUAAAAAAUACAAAAAUACAAAAAUUCUAGAGCAGCGAAUCUUGUCAACCACGAGCAACCCUCAUUAUAAAGGUUACACGCUGCUCCACCCCCUACGAAUUUUUUAACAAAAUUUAAAUUGCGUAUUCUCAAAGGUGCACAUAUUCUUAAAUUUAAAAAAACGAAAAAUUCGAUUAUUGUUCACUCGUCAAAAUAGAAAGCCCCCUUAAAAUUCACGAAACAUCGCGAAGACACGUCGCAUUUUCGACGGGUAUCCCCACGUGCGAAGCGUCGCGAUUACGACGAGGCUGCUUAACGGUCACCCUCUUAACUCAAAGGGCAGGUGCGUGGUCCGGUUUACAAGGGAAAAGGGCAGCUGCUCGUCUUAGACGGUGUUCAGAAGGAAGGGGAAGGAAGGCGAAGAGCGUAGAAGGAAGGGAUGCGGUUCGCUGCUAAGGUAAACGAUAUAAUGGGGACGUAACAGUGGGUCCUUUUCAGAGGCAGAUGUCCUGCUCGAGACACGUGCCCAUCCCGGGCCCCCUUUUCUCGGAGGGUGCCCACGGUCCUCCUUUCUUCGACGCGAUUAGACGGGACAGAGAAAGAGAGAGAGAGAGAGAGAGGGAACGCGAACGCGAGCUUGGAAACUCCCGAAAUCCCUCACGGCGUCCUCCUGGUCUCUUCUUCGUUUCUCUGUUUCCCCGUCUCCCUCCCUCGUGCGCUUCCGUCUUUUCUUUCUCCCUUCCGUUUUGUUUUCCUCCUUUCUUCGGCUCCCGUGCCUUUUUUCCUCUCGCCUGGAGGAAAGGGGGCCCGACUCCAGCUGCUGGUCUCGUUAUAGCGGAUCGCGCACCGGUGUAACGACGAAACGAAACCGUCUAUUGUGACGAGGAGCAAGCGAAACUCGUCUAGCGAGACCGCGCGUCGACCUUUCCCCGAUAUCCGACCAACGAGGACGAGGAAGACGCCUCGAUUCGCGCACGGGUCGCGCGCGCGAUAUGCGACGACGUGUUUCCGCGGCGAUGAAACGACGAGUGCCUCGGAGUGGCCUGGAAAGAGAAUCGAAAGUUUGCGAAGCCGGUUUUGCCCGGGUCGGCGCACGAGUUCGAUGAAUCGAAGAUAGACGACGGAGAGGCAAAUUCUUUCAAACGGUCGACGCACGCUCACGCGCGAGCACACGGUUGAAAGGUGCAUUCAGCAUUUCGUGGAAGCCGUUGCGUCUUCGUCCGCCGCGCUUUUGCUCGCUCGCUCGCUCGCUCCUCGAGCGCAUUGAGGCUGCGCUCGUUGUCUGAGAGCCGCUGCUUGCGCGCCCGUGCGACUUUUUGAGUCGCUUUGGUCCCACGCUGAGAGCCCACGAACGGCUCUACGUGCACGCGUGUGUUGUUAGCCAGAAUGCACUGAAUCGACAUGAAAUUUAUAUUUUUCUUUUUUUAUUAGAUUUUGACGGUGGGAUAGGUGUCUAUUUGAAAGUCGAGGUUUCUGAAUCUAUUAGGCGUUGGGAAUAAGUUGCGCAAAUUUGCUAGGUGUUGCAUUCUUUUUUUUAAUAAUUAGGUUUCUAUCUCCUUCAAUUUCAAACAUUUUUAGUGUGUUGUCAAGGAGGUAUUCUACUCUAGAGCGUACAUCUUCAAGUAUUCCUUUGAUCGAUGUUUCUUUACAUUCAUAAAGAAUUUUUGUACGAGGUCGUUUGAAUAAAUCUUAAAGAAAUAUUUAAAUUUGUGUGGGCCUCUAAUAUUGCCACUCGCUGGAUAGCCUUUCCGGACAGCUCUGUAUACCGAGCACUCGAACGCUUUCAAUAUCGAUGGAAAAAUAAGAAUUGGCUUCAAGUUGAAAUCCUGGAUUCGAGUUACCUGCAAUCGCGUAUCAAACGGAGCAUAUUGUCGAUCGAUGAUAGUACAUCAGAGCGAGGACGAGGAGCGUACCGCUUUAUUAUUGCUCGGGGAGCGCCAGACGAUCGGCGGUCGUCUCGUAAAAACGGAACGGUAGCUGCUGAUGCUAUUACUGCUCGGCAAAUCCGUGCCAAGGUCUCGCUUUCCGUUUUAUUC
Hylaeus anthracinus is the source of this 5394-nucleotide messenger RNA. RefSeq names its product zinc transporter ZIP11 (gene Zip48C). Bases 587 to 1546 code for a protein of 319 amino acids. Gene Ontology annotation, biological process: zinc ion transmembrane transport. Lineage: Eukaryota; Metazoa; Arthropoda; Insecta; Hymenoptera; Colletidae. Gene Ontology annotation, cellular component: membrane. Gene Ontology annotation, molecular function: zinc ion transmembrane transporter activity. The record is from RefSeq and is a predicted model, not a curated record. The transcript is spliced from 5 exons.